GCGCUCUCAGCCGUGCUGCCCUCCUCCAGUCCCUCCCCUCCGCCGUUUGCUGUCUGGUCAUUCCGCCGUCUGCUGCCCUCCUCCAGUCUCCGAUAUAACAUAAUAAGAUUUCCUAAAUCCUUAGCGACGUAUUCUCUCUGGCCGUCUUUGCCUCCGUCUUCACUCUCGGCGCUGCUCAUCGCGUCUGCUGUCGCGGUCAUCUAUCGUCUGCUGGCCCUCGCUCCAGUCCUCGCCGUCUGCUGCCCUCCCGAGUCUCCGCCGUCUGGCUGCCCUCCUUCCAGUCCUCCGCCGUCUAGGCUGCCCUCCUCAGUCCUCCACCAUCUGGCUGGCCCUCUCCGGUCGAGAAGCAGCGUCUGCCCUCUUCCAGUCCCUCCGCCGUCUGCUGUCUGGUCAUCUAUCAUCUGCUGCCCUUCCUCCGGUCUUCCGCCGUCUGCUGGCCCUCUCCCAGUUCCUCCGCCGUCUGCGGCCUCCCCAGUCCUCACAAUCUGCUUCCUUCUCCGCGUCGACGCGAAGCCGUCUGCUCCUCCUCCAGUCUUCCGUCGUUUGCUGUCCGGUCUCGUCGCCGUCUGCUGCCCUCCUCUAGUCCUCGCGUCUGCUGCCCUCUCCAGUCCUCCACCAUCUGUCUGCCCUCUUCCGCCAUCGACGAAGCGACGUAUUCACUCUCUGCGCGUCUUCUCACUCCGUCUUACUUUCCGCGCCUCUCAGCCGUCUGCCUUCCUUCGUCCUCCGCCGUCUGCUGUCCGGUCAUCCGCGUCUGCUGCCCUCCUCCAUUCCUCCGCCGUCUGCUGCCCUCCUCCAGUCCUCCACCAUUCUGUUGCCUCUCCGCUGUCGACGAAGCGAAGUAUUCCACUCUCUGCGUCUUCUCACUCCGUCUUCACUCCGGCGCCUCGCAGCCGUCUGCCCUCUUCCAGUCCUCGCGCGUUGCUGUCCGGUCAUCUAUCGUCUGCUGCCUCCUCCAGUCCUCCGCCGUCUACUGCCUCCUCCAGUCCUCCACCAUCUGCUGCCCUCUCUGCCGUCGACGAAGCGACUUAUUCACUUCUUCGCCAUCUUCUUACUCCGUCUUUGCACUCCGCGCCUCUCAGCCGUCUGCCAUCCUCCAAUCCUCUCCGUAUACUGUCCGGUCAUCCGGCUCUGCUGCCCUCCUCCAGUCCUCCGCCGUCUGCUGCCCUCUCCAGUCCUCCACCAUCUGCUGCCCUCUCCGCGUCGACGAAGCGCACAUAUUCACUCUUGUCAUCUUCUCACUUCCGUCUUCACUCUCGCGCGCUUCUCAGCCCUCUGCCUCGCUUUAGUCCUACCGCCGUUCUGUCCGGUCAUCCGCCGUCUGUUGCCCUCGCUCCAGUCCUCGCCGUAUGGCUGCCCUCUCCAGGUCUCCCACCAUCUGCUGCCUCUCUCGCCGUCGACGAAUGUAAUGCUCACAGCUCACUCGACGUAUUCACUCUCUGGCCAUCUUCUCACUUCGUCUUCACUCUCGCGCCUCGCAACCGUUCUGCCCCUUCCAGUCCUCCGCCGUCUGCUGUCCGGCCAUCUAUCGUCUGCUGUGCCCACCUCCAUCCUCCGCCGUCUGCUGCCCUCCUCCAGUCCUCCCCAUCUGCUGCCCUCUCCGCCGUCGACGAAGGUACAUGCUCAGAGCUCACUGUUUCUAUAACAUAUCCAUAG
Messenger RNA from Ipomoea nil (Japanese morning glory), 1656 nucleotides. Its product is annotated as proline-rich protein 36-like. Lineage: Eukaryota; Viridiplantae; Streptophyta; Magnoliopsida; Solanales; Convolvulaceae. The annotation marks the transcript as partial. The record is from RefSeq and is a predicted model, not a curated record. The transcript is spliced from 8 exons.